GUAGAUUCGAUCUGGCUAUGGAGCGCGUUCGCCGCCAUGUAGCGAAAACGUCGAGUCGAUCGCGCCUGGACCUUGAUCAUUUUGGCGGAAUGAAACUUUAAAGAAGCCGGGGGAUCCUAAGCGUUUGGCGGGGGGGAUAAAACAUGGCAGUGCGGGAGGAAGGCGAUGGCUCUCACGGUAAAAUAAGGCAGCAGCAGCAGCAGCAGUACCAGCAGUAUCAGCAGCUGCAGCAGGACGGCUUGGCCGGGGUAGACAGCUUCAGGAACGGCUACGUGAAGAGCUGCGUUACGCCGCUCAGGCAGGACCCUGCGCGCGGGAUUGUGUUCAGCGCGUGCCGCUCGUGCGGAGGCUCCCAGGCUGCGCGCGUGUCCGCUGUGUACGCGGGUGCGCUCGCGGCUCUGGUCGCGUCCUUCUUCCUAUCGCGCCGCUUUCAGAGCGCCGAGCUGCGCGCGCUUCUGUCCGGCAUCUCCCAGUCGCUCAGUCCUUUGUUCAGCAUCGGCUGCGCGCACUUCUUCCUCACCUUUUACCUGCGCCGGAGGAAGCGCGACAGCAGCCGCUGCUGGCUCCUGGCCCUGCCCGUGUCUUGCUAUCUGGGGGACUUCGCCGCGCUGCGCUUCAUGCAAUGGGGAUCCGGGGAGGACUCGCAGCAGCACAUGCACACGGCCGCCCGGUUGCUCUUCGUGCUCGGCUGCGUGGGCCUGCUCACCCUACUGCCCACCUUAAAGCUCCGGCACAGCGUGCUCGUACUCGUGUUCGCCAGUGGCGCCUGGCUGCUCGCGCACACCGGUCUGGGAUGCGUGGCUCUGUGGCUCAGGCCGCUUAUCGCGUGCGCCGCCGCCGUGUCCGGAUCUCUACUCGGCCUGGGCUUCGAUCGCUCGUAUCCGCCCAGGGAAAGCUCGGGCAGGACAUACACAGGAGGUGAGGAUCGAGUCCCGGUAGUGCGACCGAGACGCAGAUCCAGCUGUGUGUCUCUGGGAGAAACCUCCAGUAGCUAUUAUGCCAGCUGGAAGAUGCCGCGCCGACCUUCUCUACCGUGCAUUUCCAGAGAGCAGAUGAUCCUGUGGGACUGUGAUCUGAAGCAAUGGUCCAAGCCACAGUAUCAGGGUGCUGCGUUUAUGAAUGGAGUCGACUUCUCAAUGAUAAAUGAAGCAAGGAACCUGCUUUCAGAACUGCUGGUGGAUUCCUCGCUCUCACCGCACGUCCUUUCUUCGUUACAUAGCAUCAGCAGCUUGAUCGGCUCCUUCUCGGGGUCGUGCCGGCCACGUGCCAAUCCAUUUACACCCUUCCCUGGCUUCUACCCAUGUGCCGAGGCCGAGGAUCCCUCUGACAGGAUUGAAAGGAAGCCUCCAAAGGGCCUGAGCAGCAGGAACAGUCUCCCCACUCCUCAGCUGAGACGGAGCUCAGCGUCCUCAACCAUGUCUCCUCUGGAGACGCUCUCAUCCCCUCGUUGGGAGCGCAGUAACGGAAAGAGGGCUCACGCUGAGCUCAGCAGUGGCAGUCAGGGGUCAUUCUCCAACGGCCCCAACAGCAACCUGUUGACCAUCCCCAAGCAAAGAUCAUCAUCUGUUACCCUCUCGUAUGGACACACUGUGCCCAGAAGACCAGGUGCAUCUCCAAGUCUAAGUCCUCUUAGUUCUCCAGGUCACAGUUCCCCCUCGUGCCCCGGCUCCUCACUGAUCACUCGUUCUCCAGUCGAGUUCCCCGACACAGCUGACUUCCUCACCAAGCCUAGUGUCAACCUGCACAAGCCACCAGGCUAUUCACUUAGCUCACUGUGCACCAGUUGUGGCCGGCAGAUGCUCAAGGGCAGCUCUGGUGCUGAGGUGGGCGAAAGUCACAUGCCAUCAGUGCCUGACAUGCAAAGAAGAAGAUCAGUCGAGGGGACUGAGUAUGGUGAUGGACUAAUCAGGGAGGAGAGUGGUGAAGCAGAAGCUCAGGAAGAAGUAGCAGGUUCUGCAGGGAAAGCUAAAGAACCAGGCCAGCUUAGGGAAAAGGAGGAGACCUCCGGUGUGGAGGAGACCUCGUUUCAACUAAAGGAAUUUAAGCUGGACCCCAUGCUCGAGGACCACGAUGACCUGAUGGAGAAGCUGGACAGUUGGAACUUCCAGAUAUUUGAUUUGAUGGAAAAAACAGGAGGGAAGACUGGGAGGAUCCUCAGCAAUGUGGCCUACACUUUGUUCCAGGACACGGGUCUGUUAGAAAUCUUCAAAAUCCCCAUCCGGGAGUUCAUGACGUACUUCAGUGCUCUGGAGAACGGCUAUCGUGAUAUUCCAUAUCACAACCGUGUCCAUGCCACUGAUGUUCUCCAUGCGGUGUGGUACCUGACCACAAGGCCCAUUCCAGGCUUUCAGCAGAUCCAUAAUGAGCAUGUGACAGGAAGCGACACAGAUUCAGACAGUGGCAUUUCGCCAGGCAGAGUUUCCUACGCGUCGUCCAAAAGCACCUCCAUCUCGGACAGUAGUUACGGCUGCUUAGCCUGGAACGUCCCUGCCCUCGAGCUCAUGGCACUAUAUGUAGCAGCUGCUAUGCACGAUUAUGAUCACCCAGGUCGCACAAAUGCCUUUCUCGUAGCCACUAAUGCCCCUCAGGCGGUGCUAUACAACGAUCGCUCGGUUCUGGAAAACCACCAUGCUGCCGCUGCAUGGAGUCUUUUCCUGUCUCAGCCCGAGUUCAACUUCCUGUCCAACUUGGACCAUGUUGAGUUUAAGCGAUUUCGCUUUCUUGUUAUCGAGGCCAUUCUUGCAACAGAUCUAAAGAAGCACUUUGAUUUCCUAGCUGAGUUUAAUUCCAAGGUUACGGAUGUGAAUAGUCCAGGUAUUGACUGGACUAAUGAAAAUGACAGGUUGCUGGUGUGCCAAGUAUGCAUCAAGCUGGCAGAUAUUAACGGGCCGGCCAAGGAGCGCAGUCUUCACCUCAAAUGGACAGAGGGCAUUGUCAAUGAGUUUUACGAUCAGGGUGAUGAGGAAGCACGUCUGGGGUUGCCCAUCAGCCCCUUCAUGGACCGCUCCUCACCACAGCUGGCUAAACUGCAGGAAUCAUUCAUCACACAUAUUGUUGGGCCGCUGUGCAACUCGUAUGAUGCUGCUGGUCUCCUUCCAGGCUACUGGGUCGACGAUGAUGAAGGGGAUGAGGAAGAGGAUGAAGAAGAGGAAGUCGAGGACACGGAGACCGAUGAAGAACUCGAUGAGGAGAUACAGAUAAAGCCGAGGAAGAGGCAUCAACAUCUGUUCUGCAGCAUUAUGCAGCACCUGACCUACAACCACAAAGCCUGGAAGCAGAUCAUCGAAGAAGAGGAUAAGAGCAGCGAGCUGGGCCUUCAUCAGAAGCAGCACCACGAGCAACACCAGGCGGAGACUUCGAACCUCCCCCCUCCUUCCUCGUCCACGGACGACAUCCAGGUCAUCGAGGAAGAGGCCGAGGAGGAAGAGCGGCAACAGGAACGAGACUGACCCGAUUGACCAAAAACGAGGCUCGACCAGGAACCUGCAGCAAAGGACGAAACCUUCUGACCCUCCGUCGCCUCCAUUAAGACACGAACACACGCCGACGCUUAUAUUCACAGCCUGAGUUGACACGGGGAGAUUCGGUCGGAUCUUCCACACUGAAACGAGUCACUGUGACGCUAAUGCAGUUCACGUCGUGUGGAAGACAGAAAAAAAAAAAAAAGAAACAAAAGGCCUUACUACUGUGAGAGCAUCCUAUGCACUUUCGCUUAUGGAGAACGAUGAAAGAAAUGCAGGGGAAAAGGUAAAAGAAAGUAAAACGAAAACCCGUCAUGGUUGUUUGGCUGUGAUGCUGCCUUGAAUGCAGAGCUCUUAACUCUCCUGUAGGUACUUAUAAGAAUUAUUUAAAUAAAUAAAUAAAUAAAAAGCAGAAGACUUUCAAAUCAUCACUUGUUACCAAAGCGAACAGUAUAAAAAGAAAAAGAAAAAAAAAAGAAAAAAGAAAAGAAAAGGAAAAAAAAAAACACAAAGCCAAGACUAUUUUGGCUCAGUGUCAGGAAUACUCUAGAAGCAUAAAUCAAAUGUGCCUGUCUGAACUUUUUUUGGUGUGAAUUUUUUUCCCCCCGUCCAACAUGGUCCCGGUCCAGACUAUGGACGACGGCCACCGCACUGCACUGCACUGCACUGCACUGCACUGCAGUUCCCUCCUCAUGCUGGCGACACGAAACACUGUAUCACUGAACUCAGCCACUAGGACUUAACAUGGAAAUGCUGACAGAAUGACAAAAAAAAAGAGAGAACUUUUACUUCUGCAUCAUUUUAGGAUGCUUUUUUUUUACUUGUGUGUACCACCUGUCUUUCGUUUUAAUUUCCUUUGUGUGUGCUCAUAUUUUUCUUCUUAUUUUUAUCCUAUACGGGAAUGCCGAGUUGCCAAUGUCAGUUUUUUUUUUUCCUUCAGCAGUGAGUAUGAAACAGGGAUACUGUUGUAAUGAAGGGAGUUCGAAUAGAUAGCUACUCAGGAUUCACACAGAGGGCUGUUCACAGCAGAUGUGGGGGAAACGAAUUACGUUUUUUUUUUUAGUAUGAAGAACCUGAUAUUAGCUUUAUGUAGGAAGAUCGAUCGCUAUCCUGUUUAGCUCCUCAGACUCAAAUACAGAGGUGGACAAAUUGUCCAUGUACAAGUUAUCCCACAGGGAGGUCUUAUGUCUUUUAUUACACAGAAAUAUAAUAAGGUAGUAUAAUUAAAAGCUGCAGUGCAUAAUGUUUUGUCGUGAAAUAAAAAAAAACGAGGGCUGUUUAUCCGGUAGAGAAAAAUACUCUACAUUAAUGGGUCCUUGCAAUGCUGCAGGUCUGCUAUAGAAAGCCAAAGUUAUAGAAAGUCAGCUAGUGACUUUAUCAGAAGUUUAUGCCUAGUUUACACUACACGAUUUAUGCCCUGAUUUUUACUCGGCGACUGGUCGGCGCUAGAUGUGGCAGCUCAGGAGCAACUCGGCGUUCGCUCAGCGAUCAAAACUCGGCUCUCAAUCGCUAUGUGUGAACUACUCAACAACUUGAUCCGAGCGGCUUGCCGAGCACUUGCCGAGCGGUCGGCGACCGAAGAGAGAUUUCUAGCAUGCCAGAUAUCUGGAUCUGAGUUGUACAACUGGCAAUGAGUGCUAUGUCGAACAACCAAUGAGAACGCAGGGGAGGAGUGUAAAAGGUGGGACGGGGCAUAAUAUAGUUUAUAUCAGAAUACAUCGGGGCACAAGUUUACCAGUAUUUCUGACCUUAUCGUUCUCUACAAAAAAUAACACCAAGGUUGCAUUGCAAAAAAUAUUUAUUAACCUCCAACUCACUACAGAACAAUCCAAGCCAAAUCCACUCAGAUUCAUUUAUGUUUUCUCCUUGAUUUUACGCUGCACAUCAGCGCACAAACUUCGAUCGCUCGCUACUUGUUGACAUGCAUUUUUGGACGUGGUAUCAUUAAACCUUUCGUCAGUUCUCGCGUUUGUUUUCGUGACAGAACGUAGUUUGGGAGACCAGAGAAGUUUGCCUGCGAUUCCAGUUGGUGAUAGAUCGUGUAGUGUGAAACCCCCUAUCGCCGAUCAGUUGUGAAAUACACACGACUCCCGAUUACAAGAGAUCCAGUCGUGUAGUGGGAACUGUACAGCGACCCGACGACUUGAAAAGUCGUGUAGAGUGAACUUGGCAUAAAAUGUACUGUCUAUAAAAAAUGAGGAGGGGUCGUACAUUAAAUAUUUAGGACACAUUUCUAAAUGUGAGGUAUUCUAAAAAGCUCAAUUUAAAGAACAGAAAGUGAGCCAAAAUAAUGAGCCUACCAAAUAUUCCUCAAACUAUAUUAAUAAACUAGUGUCUAACAGUGCCUUAAACCAGUGGUUCUCAACUUCUUUUUCUCUUAGACCCCCCAUGAUCAAUCCCCCAAUUUUUCUCCCAAUGUAGUCGCUUCCUUUCUACUGAUGUUGACCUCCACACCUGACUGAGGAGAGCUGUGACUAAUGCACGCCCUCCUAAAAACACAUGCUAGCAUGUUUAACCACUGUGUCACCUGAGUGGGUAGCACUGUCACUUCACAACAAGAAGGUCCUGGGUUCGAUCCCCAGGUAGGGCGGUCUGGGUCCUUUCUGUGUGGAGUUUGCAUGUUCUCCCCGUGUCCAUGUGGGUUUCCUCUGGGUGCUCCGGUUUCCUCCUACAGUCCAAAGACAUGCAGCUGAGGUGAAUUGGAGAUACUAAAUUGUCCAUGACUGUUCGGUAUAACCUUGUGAACUGAUGAAUCUUGUGUAACGAGUGACUACCGUUCCUGUCAUGAAUGUAACCAAAGUGUAAAACAUGACGUUAAAAUCCUAAUAAACAAAGAAACAAACAUCAAUCCCCCAAUUUUUCUCCCAAUGUAGUCGUAUCCAAUGAGACCCCCUCUAGGCUUUAAUGUUGAGAACCACUGCUUAAACUGCUUCCUUUAUAACAGAUUUAUAAUGGGCGGAAGCUUAACAUAAAACCAUGUGAUUAAUAUUUAGGCCACAUUUACUCUACAUUGUAAACAAUAGUUAAUGAGCAAAGUUGCAGGACAUUUUUGUGUUUUAAUUUACCACAUUUUCCCUGUUAGGCUGUUUUCCCCCCAAUUUUCUCCCCUAAUCUAGUCGUAUCCAAUUACCCUGCAUCUUUUCACCUGCUCGAGGCGAGUUCAUAUGCGGACCAGCCUUGUGCACGGAGAGCUACACCCUGAUCAGCAUUAUUCCUCAACUUUGCGCAGGCACCAUCAAUCAGCCAUUAUAAGGAACCCUGGGCCGACUUAUCCCGCCCUGUGAACAACAGCCACAAAUCUGCCCAGCCCAGCCGUAUGGCAGAGCUGAGAUUUGAUACGAUGUAUUUGAAAUCCCAGCUCUGUUGUGCUAGCGUAUUUUACCGCUGCCCACCUGAGCGGCGACAGGCUAUUUUUUUGCAGUCUGCACUGACCUAAAAGAGAAAUGUGUCUCUGCACAGAAGUACAAAAUUACUUACAGCCGACAUGUUUUUAAAAAAGUUCAACAACACAGGAUAAAUAAUAAAAUGAGUUUUUAACUUUUUGCAAGGUAUAUUGAUUAAAUUGAAGUAAAUAAUUGUGGCCACUUUUGGACACAGCAUUUCGAUUAAAUGAUUCAAACUCGAGGCUCUGUUCCAAACCGCAUACCACAUUGUAUUUUAAUAUACACUGAUGAGCCAAAAAAUAGGUCCACCUGUCUAAUUUGCUGGUAGAACAGAUCUGACCUGCUGAGACAUGGACUCCACUAGAAAGAGUCUUGUUGUAUCUGGUAGCAGGAGGUUACAUUGUGAGGUGGAUCAUCCUGGAGUGCAUCCUGGCAUCACGUAUUUAAUGCACAUAUUCAUGGUCAUAUACUGUAUAUACUGUAGACUCAUAUAGAUUCAUGGUCAAAUAUAUAGACAUAAAUUUGGCAGGCAGCUGAAUUAAAACCCCUUUCUUCAGUAAUCUUGAUGGCAAACCAUUUCUGUUUCAUGUGGUUAAAAUGACUAUCCAACCACACCAAGACUCUUAGUAAUAGGCUUGCUUAGUAACAUAAGUAAGCUUAAGCUUUAGAGCCUUGUGGUUGGAUUUGCUGCAAAAGAAGAAGAAGAUAUACUUUAUUUGUCAUAUAUACAUAUACAAGUGUACAGUACAAUGAAAUUCUUUCUUCGCAUAUCCCAGCUUGUUUGGAAGCUGGGGUCAGACAUCGUACGGCGCCCCUGGAGCAGACAGGGUUAACGGCCUUGCUCAAAGACCCAACAGUGGCUGCGUAGCAGAGCCUGGAUUUGAACCGCCAAUCUUCCGGUUGAUAGCCCAAAAGCUCUACUGAUUAGGCUACCACUGUCUUUAAUUCUAGACUCCUACAUUACAGAUACACAACUUGGAUGCUUGGAUACAUUUUUAUUCUUAUUGGUUUGCCAGUUACAAAUCAUAUUAAUUCAUACGGGGGGUGUUCAGCACAAUGUAUUGACAAAUUUCCUUCUAUGAGUUGCUUGUAAGAAGUUUCUACAGAGGUUGUAAUUUCCACCAUUAUGUACUGCAGCUUUAACCAAACUGUAUGAUGAGCUAGUGAAUUGUUUAAAUGCAUUAAUAUAGACUGGCAUUAGCUUGGGAUUUAUUUGGUGAUUUUUUUUUUUGAGUCCCAGUUAAGAUAAUGCUCCUAUCCCAGACACCCAGGCUGGUGAUUCAUCUUGUUUUAAGAAGCAGGAAUCGGAAUGUAAUGCGCUAAAUGCUUAGAUAUUUUGGCAUUACUUGACAACACACUCUUUCCAUUCAUUAACUAUUAUCUUUUAAUCACACUGUAGACGCAUUAUUUUUUCCUAAAUGUAAUCAUUGCCAAACGCAGGCCAGUGCAUCAAUUUGAAGUGAUCCAGGGUUUCACCUUGAAAAAAGCUGUACACCGUUUUUCUAUUUUUUUAAAAUCCUUCAUCAUAAGGCAGGUUUAAUACUAAUAGUUCUCUCUCUCCAUAUAUAUACAUAUAUAUAUAUAUAUAUAUAUUUUUUUGUCUGAAGCAAGAAUUCUAGGCAUUCCACUAGAAGAAAGUACGAGGGGAGUGACGUGCUCCUCUCUGUCAUUGCAUUCGGUCUGGAGAGGAAAGUUCUCAAGUAGGCAAUGUACAUCAAGCUAGUAUAUUUAAAAAGAAAAAAAAAAUCAUGUGCACAUUUUACUACCAAACAAGUGUUUAAUCUCUGCACAGAAAGAGUAUCUGCAUAUAUAAAUAUAUAUAUUAUAUAUUUUUUAAUUAAUUAACCGAAUGCGUCUGUUUUCUACAUACAGCCGACAAACUGUAUACUGUACAUUGAGAACCUGUAAUUAUCAUCUUGUUUCCAGAGUUUUUAAUCUAAUACUAUUUACAGAUGUGAAUGUGUUUGGGUGUGGUGUUAUUAUUAUUAUUAUUAUUAUUAUUAAUUUAGGGUGCACUGUCUCUGUGUUUCUGUGCAUAACCACUUUGCUGAGAACCCCUUUUCUCUUCUAAAGCUGGAUGCUCUGAGUCAGCUCUUGCGACAGAGCCAAACCCCCCGCUUCACUUUUUCCUCCCUCCUCCCUGUCCCAUCUGUCUUUUCCAUCUUUUCCAUCUCUUCCACUGCGGAUUUGUUUUGUCAUGCACUUCAGUACAUGUUCUUAAGUUUCUGGAGCUCCGGUCAUCGCGUCCAGUGUCCCCGUAACCUCCCUUCACACACUCCUCUGUGCUGCUUCAUACAUACCUGCUUUUUUUCACCGUGUGGUUUUCCUCUGCACUACUGUGGCCUCUCACAUGCUUGUCCUUAUUUCAUUUAGGAACAGCUGUCACUUUUUUAUGUAGCAGCUAGGAUAGCAAUGUCUGAUGUAACCAUUUCAGUCUUUUGUUUGUGGGGUCUUUCUUUUCCAUUGUUAUUUAUAGCUGUCCAUAAAACACCAUCCCUGAAAAAUAA
Trichomycterus rosablanca is the source of this 9351-nucleotide messenger RNA. RefSeq names its product phosphodiesterase 3B (gene pde3b). Lineage: Eukaryota; Metazoa; Chordata; Actinopteri; Siluriformes; Trichomycteridae. Gene Ontology annotation, molecular function: protein kinase B binding; calmodulin-activated 3',5'-cyclic-GMP phosphodiesterase activity. Gene Ontology annotation, cellular component: membrane. Gene Ontology annotation, biological process: signal transduction. The transcript is spliced from 16 exons. The coding region runs from base 144 to 3449 and encodes 1101 amino acids. The record is from RefSeq and is a predicted model, not a curated record.